This is a messenger RNA of Solanum dulcamara, 2966 nucleotides long. Its product is annotated as cellulose synthase-like protein G2. Gene Ontology annotation, biological process: plant-type primary cell wall biogenesis; cellulose biosynthetic process. The transcript has 9 exons. Gene Ontology annotation, molecular function: cellulose synthase (UDP-forming) activity; mannan synthase activity. The coding region runs from base 87 to 2516 and encodes 809 amino acids. The record is from RefSeq and is a predicted model, not a curated record. Gene Ontology annotation, cellular component: plasma membrane; trans-Golgi network. NCBI's taxonomy places the organism in Eukaryota, Viridiplantae, Streptophyta, Magnoliopsida, Solanales, Solanaceae.
AGUAUCAGUUUAAAAUUAAGAAAUUGAUAAAGACUGUUUCACAGACUGUUUCACUCUUCUUCUUCUUCUUCAUUUUGAGGAAAACAAUGGAAACUCUUCCUCCUCUACAAAAGUGCAGAGUGCACAAAAUUUCAGCCAUAGUAACCAGAAGUCACACUUUUAUUCACUCAAUAGCAAUACUCUUGAUGCUCUACUACAGACUAAUAAUCAAUCUCACGGAAAUUCCUAUCUCAUUUUUACCUUAUUGGUUUCUUAUUUUCGCUUCCGAGCUAAUUCUCUCCUUCCUAUGGAUCCUCAACUCAGCUCAUAUAUUCUCUCCAGUUUCCCGCUCCGUCUACCCGGAAAACUUGCCGCCGGACGAUGAACUCCCCCCGAUCGACGUAUUCGUUUGUACGGCGGAUCCAAUAAAGGAACCGGCGUUGGGAGUUAUGAACACUGUUUUAUCGACGAUGGCGAUUGAUUAUCCGCCGGAGAAAGUGUCAGUGUAUCUUUCCGAUGACGGCGGUUCGGUUUCGACGCUGUGCGCAAUUCGUGAAGCGUGGAGAUUUGGGGAAGUAUGGAUCCCGUUUUGCAGGAAAUUUGGAGUGAAGAGAAUUUACCCUGAGGCUUUUUUUCAAGCAGUUGAUUAUGAUGAGAUUAAUGGCGGCAAAGAUUAUUUGCUAGAAAGAGAAAAUAUUCAGAAAGAGUACGAAGAGUUCAAGGAGCGGUUGAAGAAAGCUCAAGAAAAUAGAGGGACAAAGGAUACAGUAGUCCACUUUGGCCCGAACCGUGAUACUGUUAUUGAGAUAAUAGGCCAGAGAGGUUGUGGAGCCAAAAAUAAUGGCAAAGCUAAAUUACCAUCUCUUGUUUAUGUUUCAAGGGAGAAAAAAUCUUCUCAUCCCCACCAUUUCAAAGCUGGUGCCCUCAAUGUUCUACUUAGAGUGUCUGGAAUCUUAAGCAACUCACCAUACAUAUUAAUGUUGGAUUGUGAUAUGCACUCCAAUGAUCCAUCUUCAGCUAGACAAGCAAUGUGCUUUCACCUUGAUCCCAAAAUCUCUCCCUCACUUGCAUUUGUUCAGUUCCCUCAAAGAUUUCAUAACAUUAGCAAGAAUGAUAUUUAUGAUUCUGCCCUGAGAUCUUGUUUUGUGGUCAAGUGGCCAGGGAUGGAUGGGCUUAUAGGACCUAUGCUAUCUGGUACAUGCUUCUAUAUGAAGAGGAAAGCCCUAUAUGGGACUGCUAUACACAAAGACAUGGAUCUUAGUAAGUUGAAGAAGUGUUUUGGUUCCUCAAAUGAGUUCCUAAAUACCGUUAUUACAAGCCUUAAUGAUAAGCUCAAUGACACUGGCAUCAAGGAAUUUGCUGACAAUAAUAUCCAAGAAGCAAGAUUUUUAGCCUCUUGCACCUAUGAGGAGGAGUCACAAUGGGGAGAAGAGAUAGGAUUCAUGUACCAUUCAGUGGUGGAAGACUACUUCACAGGUUUCAUUUUGCAUUGCAAAGGCUGGAAAUCUGUGUUCUAUAACCCUUCAAGGCCAGCAUUUUUAGGCAGUACUACAACAAAUUUGAACGACACAUUAGUUCAAGGCACAAGAUGGAAUUCUGGACUAAUUGAAGUUCUUUUCUCAAGAUUUUGUCCCCUAAUUUAUGGCUUGAAAUCAAGAAUGCCUCUUCUUGAAUGCAUGUGUUAUGCUUACCUUGCUUCUCAGCCUCUCUAUUGCUUCCCGGCUUGGUUUUUAGCUAUCAUUCCUCAGCUUUGUCUCCUAAAUGGCAUUCCUAUUUACCCUAAGGUCUCAAGUCCAUGGUUCAUUGUAUAUUCUUUUCUUUUCUUGUCAACACUUUCCAAAUACUUAUGGGAUGUUGUCAACACUGAAGGGACAAUGAGAACAUGGUGGAAUGAAUGGAGGGUAUGGAUGAUAAAGUCAAUAACAGCUUAUUUCUAUGGAACUUUGGAUGCAAUCUUGAAGUUAUAUGGCUUUAGAAAAGCAAGUUUUUUGCCCACAAAUAAAGUUGUUGAUGAUGAACAAUUGAAGAGAUACCAAAUGGGAAUUUAUGAUUUUCAAGCAUCUAAAAUGCUAAUUGUCCCUUUGGUUACAUUAGUCAUAUUGAAUAUGAUUUCCUUCACUUUGGGAGUUAUUGGAAAAGUGAUUUUUGAAGGGAGAUUGAGUGAUUUGUUUGGUCAAGUGUUCCUCUCAUUUUUCAUCCUGAUGGUGAAUUAUCCUAUAAUUGAAGGGAUGAUAUUGAGGAAAGACAAAGGAAGCAUUCCACUCUUUGUGACUCUAUUGUCUAUUUUGCUUUCUCUUUGUCUUGCGUUCUUUGGUUCUAUUUUUGUAAGUUCUCUUAUGUGCAGGCACUCUUUAGAAAAAGCAAGUUUGAUGAAUUUGGAGCUAAAAACCACUAAAGCACACCGACAAAAGAAUUGGCGCCUCGCAAAAGCCGGCAGGCGUCUCGCCGGUUGGAGGGGAGAAAAGUUGUCUCAGUAUCGAUGCUACAAUCAGGGCCGCGCAGAAGCUCCUGGACACACCGAAGGUCGAAGCGACUGACGAUCCACAAUGAUGGAUCGCUGUUCCGCCGGUCUAGUGCAAGUCUUGACGCGGAAGCUAAUGGACCAAAAAUGCAAUUAUGAAAAUUAAUGCUUCUUUUGAAAAGUUCCAAGGACCAAUUUAGGAAUUUGUGCAAAUUAUGUACUAUUAUUAUUCAUCUUUCCAAUUAGGGAAAGAGAGGGAGAACUUUUUGGAGAGAGAAUAUUAAUAGUGAUAGAGAAGAACCCUUAGCUUAGAGACAAAGAAACCUCAAAUUUUGUAUCAUCCAAAGCUUGGAUUUAGAUUUUGUUCACCAUUUUAGCUUGGAAUGAAGCGUUCCUUUAUGGGUAUUGUUUCUAUUCCUUCUUUUAUGAGCAACUAAAUCCUUAUCUAGGGGUGUAUGUGCUAGAUGGAUGUAAAACCCCGAAUGGGUUUUGAUUAACUGCUCUAAAAUUGAUUGUAUGACAUUGA